Messenger RNA from Eublepharis macularius, 7771 nucleotides. RefSeq names its product nerve growth factor receptor (gene NGFR). The coding region runs from base 155 to 1462 and encodes 435 amino acids. Gene Ontology annotation, cellular component: plasma membrane; cell surface. The record is from RefSeq and is a predicted model, not a curated record. NCBI's taxonomy places the organism in Eukaryota, Metazoa, Chordata, Lepidosauria, Squamata, Eublepharidae. Gene Ontology annotation, molecular function: nerve growth factor binding; death receptor activity; coreceptor activity. Gene Ontology annotation, biological process: Rho protein signal transduction. The transcript is spliced from 7 exons.
CCGAGCGCGCCUCGGCCGCCGCCUCCGCGUCCUCCAGCCGAGACCCUGGCGGCAGAGGCGGCUGGCCGAAGGGCAUGCGGCAGGAGCCUCCCCGCUCGCCCGCGCCCACCCCUCGCCUCUCGCUCGCCCGCGCAGCCCGCCAGCCCUGAGCAAAAUGGAGCGGCGGUGGGCGCUGUGGCUGGGACUGCUGAUGCUGAGCGCGGAUACUGCAGGAGCCACCAAGGAGGAGUGCCUCAGUGGGCGUUUUACCACCAGUGGGGAGUGCUGUAAAGUCUGUAACCUCGGGGAAGGUGUUGUCCAGCCCUGUGGAACAAACCAAACUGUCUGUGAACCAUGCCUGGACAGUGUGAGUUAUUCUGACACAGUGAGUGCCACAGAGCCAUGCAAGCAAUGCAAGGAGUGUGUGGGCCUUCAGAGCAUGCUGGCACCCUGCGUGGAGUCAGACAACACCGUCUGCAAAUGCAUUUAUGGCUACUACCAGGAUGAGACAAGUGGCGAUUGCAAAGAGUGCACCGUUUGUGAAGUGGGCUAUGGCCUCGUGUACCCAUGCAGAGACAAUCAGAACACAUUUUGUGAGGAAUGCCCUGUGGGGACCUUCUCAGAUGAUGCUAACCAUGUGGAUCCCUGUUUCCCUUGCACCAUUUGCGAGGAGAAUGAGAUCAUGGUCAAGGAGUGUACUGCAGGAUCGGAUGCUGUGUGCAGAGAAAUUCACCCACGAUUUCCAACAACCACCAUAUUCCCAAUGGAGACCGACAUUGAUGAUACAAGCCCAUAUGUUGAAGACUAUAGUCUGGAGAGUUCUGAGAACCCCAUCCCUUUCACAAACGAUCCAAAUGAACCAGAUGGUUUUGGUAGCACCAUACCCAGCAUAGCAACCACGGUGAUGGGCAGCUCUCAGCCCAUUGACCGAAGCAGCACACCAGACAACCUCAUCCCAGUCUACUGCUCAAUCUUGGCAGCUGUGGUCGUGGGGCUGGUGGCGUACAUCGCUUUCAAGAGGUGGAACAGCUGCAAGCAGAACAAGCAGGGUGCCAACAACCGCCCCGUUAACCAGACACCUUCGCCAGAAGGAGAGAAGCUUCACAGUGACAGCGGCAUCUCGGUUGACAGCCAAAGCCUCCACGAUCAACAACCGCAGACACAAACAGCAUCCAUGCAAGGCCUUAAAGGAGAUGGGAACCUCUACACCAGUCUGCCAGCUAACAAACGAGAGGAGGUUGAAAAGCUGCUGAAUGGCUCCACGGAAGAGACAUGGCGCCACUUGGCUGGGGAGUUGGGCUACAAGGAAGACCACAUAGACUGCUUCACACAGGAGGAAUAUCCAGUCCGCGCACUCCUCUCUGACUGGUCCAGCAAGGACAGUGCCACAAUGGACGCCCUUUAUUCUGCCUUGCGUAAAAUCCAAAGAGGGGACAUUGUGGAAAGUCUCUACAGCGAGUCUACUGCCAGCUCACCUGUGUGAAGCAAGAAGAAGGGGUGGAGGCACACUGGGGGCACCUCUGAUUGCCCCACCUAUCCUCUCUGGUGCCUCUUGGGAGAAAACAUGUGAAGGAAAAACAGAGUUUGUUCUUCCCUUAAUUUCUGGGGAUCUUGGAACAACCCUGUAUGCACUGACUUGGUUGUUUUCCCUCUUCCCCGCCCUGGUAUUUUCACCCAAUACCUCUUGCCGGUAGCAGACUGCACAAUGCUAAAAAGAGGCAGGCAACUGGAGUGGAUUUUUUUUUCUUUAUGAAAUGUCUCCUAGAAUGGCAGCAUUUUGCUGUUUCUGCUCAAAUGCAGGGCGAAGAACUGUUUCCGGCCAAAGUCUCUCUUUCAGGUGCCUCUCUGAUGUCAGUGUGCUUCUCUGCUCCCAUUUGAAGUCAGUUCUCUUUCCACGCUCUCACCUAUUGUUGUUCAGUCACCAGAUUUUCUCUGGUACAUUUCCUAAGCCAGGAAAUGAAGGGAAGCUUGGUGGGACAUGUUGCAUGCCUUGAAGAAUGCUGAAAGUAGGUAAGUUCAGCCUGGGAGGGGAAAGAGCAAGGGAAUGUUUCAAAGAUACAAUAGAGACCUGUUCUGAGAGAGCCUCCUUGAGGAGGGAAGAAUGACUUCUGACUGUCAAAACUGACACUGUGAAGAACAAACCUCAAAAGGGAGGGAGGGAUUGAAAAGCGAUACAUGAGUUUCCCUUCCACGUUUCCAUCUAUGUGCUCCAAACGUCAAGAGCACUCUUGGUCUUCACCUCCUUCACCUUGGUCUGACGCAUUUCUGUCAUUGGUAUUGAACCUUCCUGCUUAGCUUUGAUCCAUAAUCAGAAGUGGACAGAGUCCUCAAGUAGACAGCACUGACAUCAUGGGGUCAUAAGCCAUAUUGGAGAGCAGAGCUGGAGAAACAAGCCCAGCCAACCAAAACAGUGCAAAUGAUGUCUGGUUCAUGGGUAUGUGAAAUACUAAUCACUGUGAUGCUCUAAGCCAGGCCAAAUGUGAUCUUUGUUGUCAUCCCAGAUGUUGUAUUGGUGGAAUUUUAGAAGCUAUGCCUUGCGUUCUUCCUCAGACUAGUGAACCGAUCACUGUGGGUUAUUAAAGCCAUUACCUCUGUUGCAUUAAAGCAUUGAGCAAGGUAACCCUUGGGUGGCCUUAAGACACUGGGUGGAGAGAAGAGUUCAGUUGGUUCUGAACUCCAAUACAUCCAAGCUAGAACCGGGUUUGGUAUUGCCUCUUCCAAUGCACCUCUGCUGGGGCUUUCUUGGUUUUCCAUGGGGAUGGAUCUAAAAAAAUAAUACAGUGCAGUAAUGAGAGGAAAAACUCUUCAGGAGCUAAGAGGAGUCACCAGAAUAUCUUGGGUCAACAAAAAAGCAAACUGAAAUUUUAUUACACUCCCUGGCUUGAUAUAGAUCAUAAGCUCCGUUUUUACUUUUGUUCUAAACACUGAUAAAGAACUUGAAAGCUUGCAGCAUUUUAAACAACUAGUGCCAUCUCUUUUGUUGUCCCUCUGAACUAGGACUAAGUAGAGAAGGGUGUCCUUCAAAUAAAUUGAGGAAGUGGGGGAGAGGAUAAAUCCAAAAAGUUGGCAGGAGGGAAGGAAUCCACUCCCUUUUGCCCCAGAAAGAAGUCAGGUAUUAUUAGAAAUCUCAGAAUCCCCCUGAAAAAUUGUACCAUUCCUAAACAACCUCUCCUUCCUUUGAAAUGGUUAUGUUGCCAUGCCUGAAGAAGACAUUUCAAACUUGCAUCAAACUUCUGUAUUGGGCAAAAAUUGAGUGUGGGUACGAAGUGUGAUACUCAAAACACAGUGUGAAAAAGGAGAAUCCUGGUGGUGACUCCUGGUGUUUGAAGACUUUCUCCAGCCUAAGGAGUCUUCCUGCAACUUGAGCAGCUUUUCCACUGGAGGAAGAGCCACUUCCAUUUGAAAGAAGGAGCCUUAGGCUGGAGGAAGACCUCAGCCAUUGCUGAUCAGUGGGUAGGAUACAGGCCAGAGAUUUCCAAAAUACAGCAAGACAACUGAGCUCGCCUCUUCAUUUGCCAGAACCUGGAGUCACCAGAACAUGGAUCACAAUAUACCAGGCUGAAGAGGAGGAAGCAUUAGCAUUUGUAAUGCCUUGAGUAGCUUAGAUUGGAUUCACCCAUGGUUGGACACUGAGCUGUUGUCAUCAUGAAUCACUGUAAUAACACAAUAGCUGAUGACGUGCAGAUCCUGCAGAUGACUCUGUUUUGCUCUCAAGGGCUCCAGUUGGACUUAGGAGAGUUAUGAGUUCUUUUGCCCAGUACGGCCGAGAAAACAACUUAGAGGCAAACUCUUCUAAAAGGAAAGUAAUGGCCUUUGCAAAAAAUAAGACUCCAAAAACAUACUAUUCGUCUUUAAAUUCCACUCCCAUUGAACAAGUUUCAUGUUUUAAGUACUUGGGUGUCUUUUUCCAGGGCCGUUUCCAGAUGGCUUAUCUGCACCCGGUAUGUCGUACCACGUUGCGGGGAAAACGCGAAAUAUCAAGUUUUCCCCGCAACGUGGCGCGACGUACCGGGUGCAGGUAAGCCAUCUGGAAACAGCCCAGGUGAAUGGCUCGAGAACUGUUACUAUAAACUCUUAUCAUUUUAGAUGCCAAAAGGAGUUUGGGGGCAAUUCAAAAAUUCUAUCGGCCUAAAGGGGAUAAAUGCCUGAUAGUGGCCCUUAGAUUAUUCAAGGCCAAAUCCCUCACUCAGCGUAUCUAUGGAGCCCCUAUUAAUAUUACCUCAAAUCUAAGGAGAUUGGACACGGUUCAAUCUAAAUUUUUGAGAACGAUCUUACAAGUGCCCCGUGGUGUCCCAAAUACACUUAUUGGAAUCGAAACCGGCAUGAUUACAGUAGAGGCACAGUUGUGGGCCGCAGUGAUUUUUUUGACAUGCAGAUCCUACCUUCGUUUGGAAUCUUGUUCAGAAGGUUUCUUGUGGUAUCCUUGAUGGACAUGUGAUGGGCCAUGUGCACGUGCAUGGUCACACACAUACUUUCUUUCCUUUUCUUUCUGGGGAGGAAUGUAUUCCAUUUUGCAGUGACUAUCCAAAAGAAGCAAAAAAACGACUGUCAUUUUUUUUGAACAUGCACAACUAAUUAUCUAGUACCAGAGCACUGCAUAUGUGUCCUUUUCUCAGCAUUGCUGCACCUUUGAGCACGGAGACAUGUAGGCAAGAUAUGAGUCCCAAUGAUCAUUUAAGUCAACCUUGAUUAGAAUUUUCUCCAGUUCUGCAAGGUCAUUGGGCAGUCCAUCUUGGGAACUUGCAAGGCACACAUCUUGGGCACACAAAAUACAAUUUCUUUGGCCUCAUAUGCAUGACCAGAGUUGACCAUCAUUAUCCAGAUUUCCAGUCCCAGUUGAAUACACAAUUGUAGUGACAAGUAGCAAUGGACAUAACAACUGUCCUUCAUGGAAGACUGUUCAGCCACUGUUGGUGAAAGAAUGGCUCCAUAGUUCCACAUGGUGAGGACUCAGGACCCAACCAAUAUUCUCAAUAAUUUGUGAAUUGGCCCUGACAGUUUGUUUAGUGGAACAUACUGUAAAUGGCAUUGAGUGUGUAAUAUAUGGAGGCCUCUGUCCAUAGGCACAGAGGCCCAAAGAAUUACCAGAUUCUAAAUGAAACUGCAGCAUUGACUAGCAGGUUCUAGUCAAUCUUGGUUCUUUCACAUUAGUGCCACCUGAGCCAGAACAGCAUGUUGCAACCCAAGCUUUGGGUGUUACCUAAAGGGACAGUAGCCACAACUAGAGCCUUUCAUUAACACCUGAAGAAAGAAAUUACCAUAGAUCGGAUGCAGUUAACGCACCCGAUUUACUCCUCUGAAAGAUCAGGGAAUUAGAAGUGUGACCUUGCAGGGCAUCAGAUUCCAUCAGUCUGCCAGCAGCAAGAUUGCUGAGAUAAUUUUGCUGAGAAAACUACCAGCAAUUGUUACCAUUUAGGCAUGCAAUCAAAUACUAUAAUGGAAGAGGACUUAAGAGACCAUACAUGACGCUCAGUCCAUUAAACUGAAUCCAACCUAACAUUCAGGCUAAUCUACUCUUAAAGACCUCCAGUAUUGGAGUUGUCACGUUUCUAGCUUGGCAAUGUCUUCCAAUAUUCCAUCACUCAUUCAGAAUUGCAAAGAGUGGCUCCCCUUCCUCUGGCAUCUCCCCUUCCAGAGCCUUUGGCUUGCCAAAGCUCGGUUAAUUCAAAGUUUUAAGCAGCGAGUGCGGCAGGGUAAAAGCUCUGGAAAAGCUCCAGAGGCGGCGGAAGACUGUGAGAGAUUCCAUCCCCUCCAAAGCAAUCUCUGCUGGCUAUGUCUUUUAGAACUAUGCUUCCUGGCUAACAUUGUGUCUCCCGACACGUGAAGAACACAUGUCAAAAGUACAGAUGUAUGCAAGUAUUUUAUAGGAUUUAUCAGUGUUCACUGUAGCAUGUGAACAAGGCUCAUUGCUCAGGCAAAGGCGCUGGGGCAAGGAAAUGUGUUUUCAUAGAGGCAGCCACCAAUAAGGAUCUAGCUGGGGAUCCCCUUUACAUGACUCACCCCAAGGCUUGCAAAGUAAUAAACAAGAAGGAAUAUGUCCUAGGAAAACUGUAUGACUUACAAGAGGAAUCAUGAAGGUUUACUUGUAGAACAACAUAUGUGGUCAUGCACCAAAAGAGAUACCGCAUAGUAGGUUGGAUUCAGACUAAAUUUUCCAACAACGUCCUGCCUCCCCCCUCUGAAAAGCACAGAUCUCCACAAAAUGCUGCUCCUGAGUGAAAGGGGACCCUGAAGAAUGACAUGAUGGAAGUCUGCCAUGGGACAUGGGGAAUUGGUGGGAAUUUCUGUUAGUGGGGAAUAUAGUCUGGAUCCAACUUAUUUCGUAGAGCAGUAGACCUUCUGCAUCUUUUAGUUCUACCUUUGGUAUUUGAGUGUAUUACAUAGACAAAAGGUUUUUUAAGUGUAAGUGAUUGAAAUAAUAAUAAUAAUAUUAAUCAAUAAGAGACUUUGCACAACAUCAGCUUGGCAUACCAUAGUUUUACUUCUAUAUACAGCAAGUUGAAUCCAAGUGGUUCCUCUAGUGGUAAAAUGUAAGAAGCCUUUCACUGGAAGACCACACCUGUUCCAUCAGGGAAAGGCUGUUUGGUGUAGAGGAAGGCUCCACCUUUGGUGGAAUAAAACUUUGGAUCUAACCCAGUAUUGAUUGCUGCAGCACUAGAUGAGUCAGAAUUGUUGUAGGGGUGGAUAUGGAUGUAUCUGAUCAUAUCUGACCAGUAAGGAUAAUGGAGUAUUCAGAAUACCAAUAAGUACCAAUGGAGCACUAAUGGAGUAUUCGUGUAUUUUUGGACAUAGGAGUCCAGAACCAAAUGCACUUUCCAUUCAGGAAGAGUGGUGAAUGGCUAUCCUAACAAUAAUCAUCUGUGAUAGUGGGGUGGAGGGGACAAAUGGAAAAAAUGAGGUAUUGAGAAUCAAACCAUGAUGGGUUGCAUUGACUAAGUCAUAUGAACAAGAGCGGACUCUUCUAUCAGAGUCAUAUUUAGUUUUAAAAGAAAAUCUGCAUGAAAAGAACAUUGGGCAAUAUCCCGCCUUAGGCUGGAGGAAGUCCAUCUACCAGAAAGUCGCUUUUCUGCUGGAGGAAGAGCCACUUAAGCUGGAGGAAGUUUUUAAGGCCAGAGGAAGGUCUCAAACUUUGCUUAGUGGAGUGGUCAGAUACAGGCCAUUGUUUCGAAAGCUACACUUCGCUAUAAAAUUUUGUUGGCAUGUUUUUAAAUGGCAUUCAGAAAGAAAAAAAGAAUCAUAAUUACUUCUUUUGAAAGAGAAAUAAAAUAGCCAAAGUUAAUGACCUUUUUGCCUUUUAUAUUUUUAUUUUUUUUUACAAAGUGUGUGGGAGAUUUGUUUUGUUGGUACUGUCCCAUGGUUUGCCUGUAAUACAAAUGCCAGUUUAUUAGAAAAUUCUUACCGUGAAUAAAUAUUUCUGUAAUCGAAGCUCUGGAUUGGUCUGUAGGCUUGACUGUGGUCAUCAAAAGACCUAUUCCUCUCUCAUUUCAGUUUGCAUGGAUGGAUGACACAUGGAGAGGGGAGUCAGCUGGGGGUGGGGGGGUGGAUGCACCUGUGUGAUCUUAGAUGACUUUGUAGUGGCUGCGUGGACAACUGUAACUGUGUACCUUUCCAAUGUGAAUAAAUACACGUAUCUGUGCCCGUUGCAUUUUGUAUAUAUUCCAGCAAUCGGGUGGAGGGAGGGGCAGAUCAUCUUCAGCUAUUCCGGCUCUCCGCUCAGUCUCUUGAAUUCCAUUGAUUGCUCACCAGAUGAUGAGUAUAUCUCUCAUCCCUCAACCUCAUCUCCUUCCUUGGA